Ceutorhynchus assimilis (cabbage seed weevil) is the source of this 1182-nucleotide messenger RNA. NCBI's taxonomy places the organism in Eukaryota, Metazoa, Arthropoda, Insecta, Coleoptera, Curculionidae. The record is from the annotation of a GenBank genome assembly.
GGAUAAGCUAUUUUGAAAACCUAGCAAAACAAAUAGAGUACAGAAUUUAUCAGUGCUCAAAUUAUCAUAUAAAAUCUAUCAAAAAUUAUCUAAGGAUGAGAAAAUAGCUGUGGAGGCAUUAUUAAAACUUAAUAGACUCCCUUUAUCGAAGUGAUUCUCUAUGCAUCAUGUCGGUGGUCGAUUUCACCAAUCAAAAAAUAUAAAAUUUAAAAUUAGUAGAACAAUACAAGGAAACGUUCAAUCGUCAAGUGGGUUCUUUUUUCUGUGGCGCUAUUAAACUAUUCGUAUUUCUUUAAGUAAAAAGGUAAAAAUUUCUGGAAUGCAUAGUUUCUGCGAUAAGUGGCGGAAAAGAUUUUAUGACACCUACCAGAAAUUUUGGAUAAACUGAUAAACUACUGUAUAAUAAGUGUUAGGGUAUUAUCAAAGUCUAAGCUAUGAUGAUGCUGUGUUACAAUGGUUUAUAUGGUCAUCGAAUGGAGCUACUAGACAGGUCGGCAUCCAAAACCUUUAUGGUUUGAUUUAAACUCGCCAAUUCGAUAUGUCUUCAAGUUCAAGACCAGAGGAGCAAAAGAAAUUAGAGUAUACAAUAAUUGUUGUAGGCUAAUGGAAAUUGGAUCUUCUCAUCACAGGUUAUGCCUCGGCUUAUACAGAUGAUCCUGAAGUUCGAGGUAUAUUUCACCGCAGGUAGCAGCAUUGAGGACGAUUCAUACUGAAGAUCAAGUCACGGUCUGAUCACGGUCCGGUCCCAGCUCGACUAGUAUAUUAUGUAUAUUAUAAUAUGGCAGGUGUUCCAAAUUACACUAUUCGCAUUGUAAGGCAAGGUCAAAUCACCUGCUUAUCAGGUCAAGGGCCUGCGGUAUUCAGUUCAAAUGUACAGACAAAAAUAGUUGGAUGGUCAUUUUCCAUUAUAUUCCUAAGCAAGCUCAUUAUCGUGUUAAACUUAGCUUGGAUUCCAGUAACAAUUAAGUAUCUACCUAAUGGGUAUAAUAAUAAUCCAUUCAAAUGUAGACCAGGAAAAAACAAUAGAUAAUAUGGUUCAAUAUAAUGAUAAUUCUAAUGACAUUGAAAAUAACUGCUGGAAAGAAAUUAUCACCAUAAACAAUAAUUUUAUGUGAUUUUUUAAUAGUUUUUUCGCCACUUGAAUGUUGAAGCUUAUCGAUUUUAUAAUUUCUAUAUUUAAAU